Messenger RNA from Entrophospora sp. SA101, 1563 nucleotides. The record is from the annotation of a GenBank genome assembly. Lineage: Eukaryota; Fungi; Glomeromycota; Glomeromycetes; Entrophosporales; Entrophosporaceae.
AUGGACAGAGAUGAUAAUGCUGAUCUUGUAUUUUAUAAAGGAAGAUGCAUUAGAACUUGGGCUAAACAAUGGGUCCAAAAUAAAAAAUUACCUGAAUCAAAUAGAGGAAAACACCCAAAAACAAAAAGCCUUUUGGAUCAUGAAGAUGUUGCUGCUCAGAUUGGAAGUCACUUGAGGUCCAAUAAAUUUGAUAUAAUGCCUAAAAAAUUAUGUAAACAUGUCAAUGAUGUAAUAUUGCCUAAUUUUGGAGUGGAAAAUGAAAACAAGAAAAUAUCCGAAAAAACUGCAGCAAGAUGGCUCAAAAAAUUAGGAUGGGAUAACGAACGUACUCAUCAUUUCUCUAAUGCUUUGCCUAAAAUCGAUCGCCCUCAGGAAAAAAUGUAUCAUUACGCUGAAGGCGAAACAAUCGAUUGCGCCAUAUGUAUUGAACAAGUUGAGUCAAAGCAUGCUCAAGUUAGAUUAUCUUGUGGCCACAUUUAUCAUUUGAAUUGCAUCGGAUCUCAUUUCAACAUUUCUGGUGACUACAAAUGUCCAUACUGUCGGCUUGAAGUAGAAAAAAUAGUUAAACAACCAAGAAGCUGGGAAUUUCCUAUAAAUGGUCAUCCUAAUUCGCAAAAUAUAAACGACUCUGCUGAAAUGCCUCAUCCUGGUGAAUUAGAUUUCGCCAAUUUUCAACGCGGUGUUUUACAAGUCGUAAAUUCCAUUUUUCGAGGCAGACUUAACCUAGGACAUCCUUUCCGCAAUGAUAACGAUCCAGAAGAUGAUUUUUUUGAAACUGACAAUGAUGAUAAUUCAACUCAUGGCCAAGAUGAAAUCAAUCAAAGAAAUAAUGUCAAUUUACUUGAAAUUACAGACAAUGAAGAUGAUGAUAAUUCUUCGGAUGAAGAUGGUGACUUCGACACAAAUGAUUCAAUGAAUCAUUAUCGAACAUUCACUACUUCAUAUUAUAAUAGUAGUUCUGAAAAUUUACCUUCACAAAUUAGGAGAAACGGUCAUAACGAGGAUAAUUUAUCGAGGUCAUUAUCAUCAACUUUGAAUCUUAAUGAUCAUAGUAAUACCGCUAGUUCACAUUCUAGAUUAAAUUCAACAAGAUCUCACUCCCGUACAAGGUCACGUUUUUUUCGAGAAUCUGUUAGGAAUGGAUUUACAGGCUUAAUUAGAAACAGGUUGAAUGCAGAUCAAGAAAGAAGGGGUCACUUGAGAGAUGUUCGUGAUUUCAGAGAUCUUAGUCCUAAUUUUUCAUCAAGAAGACGUGAAGGCAACAGACAAUCAACUAUUUCAUCAAGAUAUCGAAAUAAUGAUUCUUCUAGACGCAAUAUAAUAUCUUCAGAAAUUUCAAAAAAUUCUGCUGCAGAAGAUGAAGAUGAAAUGAUGUUUGAGAGUACAUUCAACUGGGAUGUUAGUAAUGAUAUGGAAACUUCAGAAGAUGAUUCAGAAAACGAGCAAACAUUCAGAUGUUUUUCAUAUCAUACAUUGAAACAAAUGAUAACCAACAACAUUGGUUUAGACCAUGGUCUUGUUAAUGAUAGUGAUGUCACAAUCAGCAGCGGUGAAGAUUUUUAA